Brugia pahangi is the source of this 1209-nucleotide messenger RNA. The record is from the annotation of a GenBank genome assembly. NCBI's taxonomy places the organism in Eukaryota, Metazoa, Nematoda, Chromadorea, Rhabditida, Onchocercidae.
AUGCAUGUGCAGGGUAUUACAGCCAUUUCGGAAUUAACCGGUGAUUUUGAAUUAGACUUUAUGUAUAGUGAAAUCUGGGAAGAUCAACGAUUAAAUUUUAAACAGUUAAAUAUUUGCGCAACAAAUAUUACUUUAAAAGGUGAAUUUCGGAAGAGGAUUUGGACACCGGAAACAUGUAUUAUUAAUAGCAGGCAUUCAUCGAUACACACUUCACCAUCAGAGAAUACUUUCAUUAUCUUAUAUGAAAAUGGAAUAGUAUGGAGUAAUUUCAGACUUAAAGUUAGAGCACCAUGCAAAAUGGAUUUAAGAAUGUUUCCGUUUGAUUCAAUCAUUUGUAAGCUUACUUUUGAAAGCUAUUCGUUUAAUGCCGAUGAAGUGCGAUUAUUCUGGCAUGAAAAACCAUUAACAAUGAUGGAAAUAGUUGAGUUACCUGAUUUCGAAUUAAUUGGUUGGAGGACGGAUCAUGAAAGGUCACAAUAUCCGAAUGGAGAGUGGGAUAGGGCAAUGGUUGAAUUUAAAUUUGCACGACGAUACGGUUUCUAUCUCUUUCAAUCGUAUUUUCCAACGUCAUUAACUGUUAUUAGCUCUUGGGUUGGAUUCUUUUUUGACGUACGAGCUGCUUCCGCAAAGAUAACAUUGGGUGUGUCAUCGUUAUUAGCAGUAAGUUUUCAAUUUGGUAGUGUAUUACGUCAUUUGCCACGUGCUAGCUAUAUCAAAUGCUUGGAUGUAUGGAUGAUUAGUUCGAUUAUUUUUAUUUUCUGUACACUUGUUGAAUUAGCUAUCAUUUGCCGGCUUAAUCACUAUGAACGCGAAAAACAAAUUGGAAGCCAUGCGGUUAAUCAAUGGAUCAAUCAAAUAAGAAAACGGAAAAACCUGAAUGGAAAUUCAAGUGAUAGCAAUGUGAAAGUUUUACGGAGACAAAAUAUUUCAUCCAUAAUGAAUCUAGAAAAAUUGCGCAAAGCAGGAAAUGCUACAACAGAUAUUGAUAUUACUAGUGAUAACAAAGAGAAUACUUCAAAUGAACAUCGUUUUUUUAAAUGGCCAAUAAUAGAUAUCAGAAAAUUAUUGGUUCAACUUCGUGAUCGAGAUUGGACGAUUACUGCUGCACAGGUCGACUAUUAUUCAAUGCGAUUAUUUCCUCUAUCAUUUCUUCUCUUCAAUAUAGUAUAUUGGACGGUGUAUAUUUCGAAAAUGGAUGGAGCUUUUUGA